AUGGGUUCAACAAACGGCAGCAGCCAGGUCCUGGGGGAGUACAUGCACCCCGUUGUCAACCCAAACUCCGAUCGAGGAGACCCUUGGCAGCGAAGCUACGGCGCGCCUCCCCCCGUGGGCGAUCUCGUUCCACGAACCUCGCCACUGAUCGAUAUCCGCCCCUUGCUCUCUGAACCAGGGUACACCGCCGUCGGGCAUCUCAAGAGUCAUGGAUUCGGGGUAGUCAAGCACCGCUCGGCGUCCCUGGAGUCAUGCCACACAAGCAAAGGAGAGAUGGACGAGGAAGCCGUGGCAAGCAUGUAUUACCCCGAAAUCAAGGAACUAGUAGCAAAGACCCUGGGCGCCAAAUACGUCCACGUUACGCAUAGUGUCUUUCGGCGAGGCGCAAGAGCACCAGAACCGUUCAAGAUGCCAACGGGCUUGAAGCCAUUGCCGGCAGAUGACGGCAAACAUGGAGACAGGGGGGCUUCUACAGAAAAGAGCAAGGCAAAGCAAGGCAAGCCGGCAGACUACUGGACAUGUCGACCGCGCAUGUCUACAUCGACACCGGCGCGCGUCCCCCAUCUCGACUUCACGCCGCUCUCUGCACGGCGGACGCUGCGCUUCCACAGCCAAGAGAUCUACAAGACAGCCCUGGAGCGAGGCAUGAUUGCGGCCGAGGACACAAUCUGCCUGAACCACCCGUUUCGACCGUCCGACAAGGAAUCAGACGCCCUCAUCGCCAAGCAGUACAACCACACGGAGAGCGGGCGACUCGGGCCCCGAUACGCCGCGUAUAGUAUCUGGCGGCCCCUGAAGAAGGUCGCCCGCGAUCCCCUGACGUUCUCGCCGCGAAAGGAGACGCCCGCCAGCGCCGACGGUGACACGGUACACUGGCGAUAUGAGAACAGGGUCCCCGGCCCCCCGGAGCUAGGCGGCGACUGGCUAAAGGAGUUUGCCAUGCUCGGCGUGAAAGCAAAGGAACCGCCGCCGGGGCAGAGCCCUCGACACGCGAGCGCCGGCUCAGAGUGGUACUACGUGUCGGCGCAGGAGACGGACGAGGUCCUGUUCGUGCAGCUCUUUGACAGCGCAUCGCUGGGCGAGGAUUCCCAGCACGCAGGUGCCCCGUGGCAUGCUAGUCCUGAAAUCGGCGCCGCUGCCGGCGAUGAGCCCAGGGAGAGUAUUGACGUUCGCGUCCUUGUUCUCUGGUGA
Molecule: messenger RNA, 1191 nt
Organism: Metarhizium brunneum ARSEF 3297
Lineage: Eukaryota; Fungi; Ascomycota; Sordariomycetes; Hypocreales; Clavicipitaceae
Gene: DES
Product: Gibberellin cluster GA4 desaturase
Molecular function (GO): oxidoreductase activity
Source: RefSeq, a predicted model, not a curated record